Molecule: messenger RNA, 1194 nt
Organism: Nymphaea colorata (pocket water lily)
Lineage: Eukaryota; Viridiplantae; Streptophyta; Magnoliopsida; Nymphaeales; Nymphaeaceae
Biological process (GO): fatty acid beta-oxidation using acyl-CoA dehydrogenase; fatty-acyl-CoA biosynthetic process
Molecular function (GO): glutaryl-CoA dehydrogenase activity; flavin adenine dinucleotide binding; fatty-acyl-CoA binding
Source: RefSeq, a predicted model, not a curated record
AUGCUGCGACCCACCUACCACGCAGCUUUCAAGAAAUACGAUUUCACCGAUGCGCUCAACUUCAAGUCACUCCUCAACGAGGACGAACUCAUCGUCAUUGAUACCGCCCACCAGUUCGCACAAACGCACCUACUGCCCAGGAUACUCGAAGAUUACAGAGAGGAAAAGUUUGAUCGGUCGGUGAUCAAACUCAUGGGAGAGAAUGGAUUGCUAGGAUGCACCUUGACCGAAUACGGAGGAGCAGGACUAUCCGAAGUUUCAUACGGAUUGAUCAAUAAGGAAAUCGAGAGAAUCGACAGCGCCUAUAGGUCAGCCAUGAGCGUGCAAAGCUCACUAGUCAUCCACCCCAUCAACGAGUUCGCCACCAAAGAAGCCAAGGAAAAGUAUCUACCAGGAUUGAUCAAGGGAGAGCUUGUGGGAUGCUUCGGCCUCACUGAGCCUGACCACGGAUCAGACCCCGGCUCCAUGACCACCAGAGCCAAGCUAGAUGGCAAUGAGUACGUGCUGAACGGAUCCAAGAUGUGGAUCACCAACUCGCCGAUCGCCGAUGUGUUCGUGGUGUGGGCGAAGGACGAAGGAGACAUCAGGGGGUUCAUCCUGGAGAAGGGCAUGAAGGGCCUCACUGCCAACAAAAUCAAAGGAAAACUGUCGCUUAGAGCCUCCAUCACCGGUGAUAUCUCCAUGGACAACGUCCGUGUGCCCCUUUCCAACGCAUUCCCUACAGUAAAGGGCCUCAAGGGGCCAUUCUCUUGCCUCAACUCAGCCAGAUUCGGCAUCUCUUGGGGAGUUCUCGGAGCAGCUGUUUGCUUCCACCAGGCAAGGAAAUACGUCUUAUAGCGCAAGCAGUUCGGAGUUCCCCUUGCCUCCUUCCAGCUGGUCCAGCACAAGCUGGCUCAAAUGAAUACCGACAUCGCUUUGGGUCAGCAGGCGGUGCUCCAGGUUGCCAGGCUGAAAGAGAGUGGAAAUUUGGCUGUGGAGAUGAUAUCGAUGCUGAAGAGGAACAAUUGCAUGAAGGCCAUCCAGAUCGCCAGAGACGCCAGGGAAAUGAUGGGAGGAAACGGCAUCACAGAGGAGUAUCACGUCUUGCGCCACGCCAUCAAUCUGGAGACAGUCAACACCUACGAGGGGACCAACGACAUCCACGCUCUCAUCCUCGGCAGAGCCAUCACCGGAAUAGAGGCAUUCACGCGUUGA